Amoebophrya sp. A25 is the source of this 1496-nucleotide messenger RNA. The record is from the annotation of a GenBank genome assembly. NCBI's taxonomy places the organism in Eukaryota, Dinophyceae, Syndiniales, Amoebophryaceae.
CCUCGACUUCCGGCGGCUCAUUAGCCUGUGUCCAGGACUGGACCAGUACAUUGAUAUUGCUCAGAGCGAGGAUGGUGGUAGAUUCAUGGUCGCAGCCAGUGAUCUUCCAGCUGACGAGUGGUUUUUAGAGGAUCAGGCUUUGAUUUUUUGGGCAUCACCAAAGGAGGUUUUAGAGGAUAAGCUAAAGGGUGCCACAAAGAGCAGCUUGGAAAACAAAACGAACGCCGAACUACAAGGAGAGGAGCCACUUUUUGUAGAAGAUCCUUUAAUAUCAAGAAAUUCCAGUUCACAUAAGAUGUGGCUUCGGUUUCCGGCAUUACCUUGGAAACGGUGGGCUCAGUUCGAACAAAAGCAUUGCCCGAACGGUUCUGCGGUUAAUGUCCUCGCCUUAGCCUGUGUCCUCUGCGACGUUUACACCGGCGCACGAAACUUGCUAGAGGCGAAGAAAAGGUGUCCAGGAAUCCCUUGCUCCACAUUGGGAGAGGCUUUGGAAAUCAGGCUACAGGCGUACAAGCGGUUGUGGCCUCUGCCGAAGGAGUAUCAACUCGGAUUUGAGAAAACGACGAUUGAGGCGAUAUAUGCGGAGUUAUUUGCACCUGCUGGCGAGCUGGGGGAAAAGCAAGAUCCUCUCUUAGCAUUCUUUUGCUCCAGCAGCAACGAUGAACAAAAGGGUGGGCGAGCAGACCUGAAGAUAUCACCAGCUACGCUAGAGGAUAUCGCUGGCUCUGAUCAGCGUGGUCGAGACCUGAUAUCCGCAGCUACGUUAGAGGAUAUCGCCGGCCGCUUGAGUCAGAAUAUACUAGGGGCUGCCGCGACGACUGCAUCUUCAACGCCUUCUUCCGAUCUUCGUAGCUCGUCAAUCAAAGCUGUUUUCUCCCUGCUCUCCCUUUGCAACCACAGCUGUGACCCAAAUGUCGACGCAGACAUCCAAAUCAACCCUGAAAAUUCUGAAGUUUCUGCAAAACUAACAACAAGGCGACCAGCGCGCAAGGGUGAGAGUUUGACGAUAAGCUAUGUGGAUUUCGAUUCCGAGUCUGUGACGUUUCAAGAACGACGCAAAGUGCUGGAGCAUUGGAACUUCGUUUGUCAAUGUGAGAAGUGCGUGCGAGAGGAGAAAGAGCAUUUGGAGAGGGAGGGAAAUAAUGAUGCGGACCCGGAGGACGAGGACGCGAAAACAAAGAAAAGGAGGAAGCUCGAGUCACCGACAUUAGAUGAUCACGGACAUGGUGUAAAAGUGCCCGUAAAAGUAAGUGAACAACAAGCUGUCAACGUCAAGAAGGAUGCGCAACUUGCCCUUGGGGGCAGCUGAAACGCUCUUGAGGAUCUCGAUCUCUCUCAGUCGUAACGCUAGUCCAUGCUGUUGAUCAACCAGACUCUUCCUUGCAGCAGCACUUCCACUUGUGAGGUGGUAGUGUGCAGUGGUGUGGUAGUUUGCAUUCUUUAAUAGAGAUGUAUCCCACAUCACCCACGUUUAUUAGAAGCAUACAAUAUUGAAU